CUUCUUUCAGUCCACUUCUCACAACCAGGUUCCAGGUUUUUCUUUUUUGUUUUUUUUGUCAAGGGUCUGAUGGGGGAAGCUGUACCUUGUGACGGCGAAGAGAGGCAAGGUUUAGGCUCCGCUGGUUUACCUGAAAAUUGGCUUUCUUUGAAGCCAAUCAACAUUCCGAUGGGAGGUGGCGACGAAGUUGAUGAUGGGAAAAGCGGUAAAGUAAUAGUGGAGGCAAGACUGGAAUGCAACAUCAGCAGCAAAGGGUUGGGUUGUUCAGAAGGUUUCAAGGGUCGGAUGAGAGCUCGCCUUGAUGAUCAGGGCAACAGAGUCGGUCGUUCCAACAAGAAUAAGACUCGGAACCUCAAGAACGGAUCAGAGAGUGGUGUUGCUGAGAAUAUUGGUGGAACUGAUCAAGCCAAGUGCCCUGUUUGUUCCAAGGGUUUCCAUUCGAAGAAGGCCAUGUACGGGCACAUGCGGUGCCAUCCUGAGAGAGAAUGGAGGGGGAUCAAUCCUCCGCCCUUCGCCAAGACUGUUUCUUGCUCCUCUGUGUCUCAGGGAAUUGAUGGAUUGAGCCAUGCGUCCAUGACAUCGACCGUGGUUUCAUCUGAUAUUAGUCCUUCUCAGCCUCCUUUACAGUUGACGAAAACUGGAAUGAGGGGCCAGAAUCGCAUCAUCAACUCGUAUUCUUCUUCGGGUUCGUCCUGUAAUAUCAGCUCAUCGCAGAAGAAAGAAAGUGAGGAAAAGCAUCAAGUUUCUGAAUGUGUAGGCCUGCAGAAGAGGCAACAAAUGAAGAUGUUACAAGUUGGGAAGCUAAUUAGGGAUUAUCCAUCCAAGAAGCUGAAAAUCCAUGAAAGAGGAGCUUUGGGGUUCAGAGGCCAAGAAGAUGCUGGAAACAAAGGGGGUGCUUCUUGGAAGGAUUUUCUAAAAACAGGGUUCAAUUUGGGACCAAAAGAAGUUGAUACGGACAAGAAGAGUAGUGAUGAUAGAAUUAUACCUGGGGGACAACUUGAUGAUCAGAUUGCAAAGAAUACAAAGAAGACCCCAAAGUUCGUAAGCUAUAUGGAUGUUUCUGAUAAUAAGCGAUUUCUGAAGACAUUAUUACCGAGGACAUAUAAACACGGCGCUCGCAAUAAAGCCUUUCCGACUUACCAAGCCUUGACCAUGGGGAAUAAGCAUGCAUCAUCUUCACAUACCGCAGCUUCUGAGGAAGAAGGCCUAGCCGUUGGCACUUCCAAGCAUGCCAAACAAGUGGUUCAAAAAGCCCACAAGUGCCGGACCUGCAACAAGAGCUUCCCCACGGGUCAGGCUCUUGGGGGCCACCAGACAUCUCAUCGGCAGAAGCCAGCCCAAUUAGCCACACCCAGACAAGAAGCAUUAAUAUUGUCUGAUGAAGAAGCCAGCCAGAGUGCAGGCCCAAGAGUUUUGGAUUUCGAUCUCAAUGAGCUUCCCCCGAUGGAAGAAGAAGGUUUCAUGGCUGAUGAUGUAUCUUGCGAAGGCCAAGAGGGGCAGAACUUGGCCCCCGGUGGUUCACCAGAAGAAGGGCAUUCUUUGAAUCUUAUCAAGAUUCAAACGGGAGGUGGUGAAGAAGAUUAUGAUACGGGGAAAAGGAGGGCAGUGAUAAUGAAGACAGAAGUGGUAUGCAGCUCCAACAGCGAAGGGUUGCGUUGUUCAAAAGCUUUUAAGAUUCAGACAAGAGCUCUCCUUGAUGAGCAGGAUUCCGACAAGAAUAAGACUUCGAACCUCAAGAAUGAUGGAUCGGAGGGUGGUGUUUCUGAGAAGAAUACUGGAAGCGAAGCCUUGUGCCCUGUUUGUUCCAAGAGUUUCCGUUCGAAGAAGGCCGUGUACGGGCACAUGAGGUGCCAUCCUGAUAGAGAAUGGAGGGGGAUCAAUCCUCCGCCCUCGGCCAAGUCUGAUUCUUGCUCCACUGUGUCGAAGAAAAAUGAUGAUUUGAGCCCUUCAGCCAUGAAAUCAACUGUGGUUUCGUCAGAUACUAGUCCUUCUCAGCCUCUUCUGCCCUGGACGAAAACUGGAAGGAGGGGCAAGAAUCACCCCUUGAGCUCAUCUUCUACUUCGGUUUUGUCCGGUGAUCUCAGUUUAUCGCAUAAACAUGGAGUUAAGAACAAGAAACAAGUUUCUGAAUGUUUAGGAGAGAAGAAGAGGAAACAAGUUGUGGUGUUACAACUUGGAAGCUUGAGAAAUUAUCCAUCAAAAGAGGUGAGCAUUGAUGGAAGAGGGACUCUGAUGCUGAAAGAGAAGGCUUUGAUAGAUACUGAGUUAGGGCCCAGAGAUGCAGGCCAUGACAACAACAUAGAGGAGGAAUCAGGUAGCAAGAACACUACUGAUAGAAGCAAAAACGGAAACAAGCUCGAUCAAAAAAUAGUAAGCGAGUCGCCUCUUGUGGCACCCAGGGAGCAUAAGUGCAGCACUUGCCAUAAGGUCUUCCCAACUUUCCAGGCCUUAGGUGGACACAGGUCUAGCCAUAGUUAUAAGAACAACCUCCAAGCCAUGGAUGCCGGAGAAGAAGAGUCUAAAGAAGGUAGCUCCAAGGUGGUGGUAGAUGGGUUCAAGUGCAACAUUUGCAGCAAAAACUUCCGGUCGGGUCAGGCUCUUGGAGGCCACAAGAGGGCUCACUUUCAGGGAUCAACCCAAGCCACACCCACCCAAGACUCGGCCUCUGGAAAAGCCAGCGAAAGUAUGGGAAAUAAAGUGCUAGGUUUUGAUCUCAAUGAGCUUCCUCGAAUGGAUGAAUGAGGAUUAUGGAAAAUUUGAGUCAAUCAACUUACUUCAAUCAAUAUGUUUAAGCCCUUAAGUAGUGGACUGCUGCAGCUGGUUAUUCAUCUACCUCGUCUUAUAAUUCAGCCUAACACUUUUUUCUAUACACUGAUCAUGAAUUAGUUAUAUCAUAUGUACUUGACGAUGGAGACUCUUUUUGAGAUUUUUUUUUUUUUUUUAGCCCUGUACACAAUGGGAUAAUUUCUUGGUGUUCCAUUAGCCUUGAUGUGAAACACCCCCAUAUGU
This is a messenger RNA of Vitis vinifera (wine grape), 3009 nucleotides long. RefSeq lists its product as uncharacterized. The record is from RefSeq and is a predicted model, not a curated record. Gene Ontology annotation, molecular function: DNA-binding transcription factor activity. NCBI's taxonomy places the organism in Eukaryota, Viridiplantae, Streptophyta, Magnoliopsida, Vitales, Vitaceae. Bases 70 to 2742 code for a protein of 890 amino acids. The transcript has 2 exons.